AUGAGCAGCAGCAUCUGUGGGAAGAUGCUGCUUCAUCUCCCGGUCAUGAUUCAUCUCCCGGUCAUGCUUCAUCUCCCGGUCAUGCAGGAGGAUGCAGAGCCGGCCCGCCAGAGACGGUCCGCCAGAGACGGUCCACCAGAGACGGUCCGCCAGAGACGGUCCGCCAGAGACGGUCCACCAGAGACGGUCCGCCAGAGACGGUCCACCAGAGACGGCCCGCCAGAGACGGUCCACCAGAGACGGUCCGCCAGAGACGGUCCGCCAGAGACGGUCCACCAGAGACGGUUCACCAGAGACGGUCCACCAGAGACGGUCCGCCAGAGACGGUCCGCCAGAGACGGUCCACCAGAGACGGUCCACCAGAGACGGUCCGCCAGAGACGGUCCACCAGAGACGGUCCACCAGAGACGGUCCACCAGAGACGGUCCGCCAGAGACGGUCCGCCAGAGACGGUCCGCCAGAGACGGUCCACCAGAGACGGUCCACCAGAGACGGUCCACCAGAGACGGUCCGCCAGAGACGGUCCACCAGAGACGGUCCGCCAGAGACGGUCCACCAGAGACGGUCCGCCAGAGACGGUCCACCAGAGACGGUCCGCCAGAGACGGUCCGCCAGAGACGGUCCACCAGAGACGGUCCACCAGAGACGGUCCGCCAGAGACGGCCCACCAGAGACGGUCCGCCAGAGACGGUCCGCCAGAGACGGUCCACCAGAGACGGCCCACCAGAGACGGUCCGCCAGAGACGGUCCGCCAGAGACGGCCCACCAGAGACGGUCCACCAGAGACGGUCCACCAGAGACGGUCCGCCAGAGACGGCCCGCCAGAGCCGGCCCACCAGAGCCGGCCCACCAGAGUCGGCCCACCAGAGACGGCCCACCAGAGACGGCCCACCAGAGACGGCCCACCAGAGACGGCCCACCAGAGCCGACCCACCAGAGCCGGCCCACCAGAGCCGGCCCACCAGAGACGGCCCACCAGAGACGGCCCACCAGAGCCGGCCCACAAGAGCCGGCCCACCAGAGACGGCCCACCAGAGACGGCCCACCAGAGCCGGUCCACCAGAGACGGCCCACCAGAGCCGGCCCACCAGAGCCGGCCCACCAGAGACGGCCCACCAGAGACGGCCCACCAGAGACGGCCCACCAGAGACGGCCCACCAGAGACGGCCCACCAGAGACGGCCCACCAGAGACGGCCCACCAGAGACGGCCCACCAGAGCCGGUCCACCAGAGCCGGCCCACCAGAGACGGCCCACCAGAGCCGGCCCACCAGAGCCGGUCCACCAGAGCCGGCCCACCAGAGCCGGCCCAUUAGAGCCGGCCCACCAGAGACGGCCCACCAGAGACGGCCCACCAGAGACGGCCCACCAGAGACGGUCCACCAUAUAUGGACCACCACAGACGUACCCUCCACCUCCUUCCUGGUAUAACAGUUCCACCCGCGUCCCACAGUUGAUCCAGUGUUCCACAGUUCCAAUCUGUUCCACAAGCUCUCUCUUGCGCUGGUUUUUAAAUCAUUAUUAA
Molecule: messenger RNA, 1524 nt
Organism: Procambarus clarkii (red swamp crayfish)
Lineage: Eukaryota; Metazoa; Arthropoda; Malacostraca; Decapoda; Cambaridae
Product: proline-rich protein 2-like
Source: RefSeq, a predicted model, not a curated record